Portunus trituberculatus (swimming crab) is the source of this 4417-nucleotide messenger RNA. It is a transcript of the gene DNAlig1, whose product is annotated as DNA ligase 1-like. Lineage: Eukaryota; Metazoa; Arthropoda; Malacostraca; Decapoda; Portunidae. Gene Ontology annotation, biological process: Okazaki fragment processing involved in mitotic DNA replication; lagging strand elongation; DNA biosynthetic process. Bases 130 to 2256 code for a protein of 708 amino acids. Gene Ontology annotation, cellular component: nucleus; mitochondrion. Gene Ontology annotation, molecular function: DNA ligase (ATP) activity; ATP binding; DNA binding. The record is from RefSeq and is a predicted model, not a curated record. The transcript has 14 exons.
GAAGAAAAAGGGAGAAGAAAAGGAAAUGAUUAAAACUGAGAAGAAAACCCCGACUAAAGAAGAAAAGGAAGAAGAAGAAAAGAAGAGGAAGAAAAGACUGAGAAAGUAAAAACUGAGACAAAAACACCAAUGAAAAAGGAAAAAGAGGAAAAAGAAGAUGAGGAAAAGAGUGAAGGGGUGAAGAAGGAAGAGAAGGAGGAGGAAAAGAAGGAAGAGAAGAAGGCGGAGAUUAAAAAGACAUUUGUUAACCCGUUCUCUCAAAAGGCGCCAGGCAGCGGUGACCCUGGCGCUGACUAUGACCCAAGGAAGGCAAAGUACCAUCCAGUCAAGGACGCAUUUUGGCAGAAGGGUCAGAAGAUGCCGUACCUGGCCCUAGCGAAAACCCUGGAGGCCAUCGAGGAGACCAGUGGCCGCUUGAAGAUAGUGGAGAUCCUGGCCAACUUCCUUCGUUCUGUCAUUGUGCUGUCCCCCGAUGACUUCCUGUUUUGUGUCUACCUGUGUCUCAACAAGGUGGCGCCAGCUUUUGAAGGUCUGGAGCUAAGGAUUGGGGAUACUAUUCUCAUCCGCGCCAUUGCUCAAGCCUCGGGUCGCAGUCCGGAGAAGAUCAAGGCAGAUGCAGAGAGGCUGGGUGACCUGGGCAUUGUGGCAGAGCAGUCCCGUACCAACCAAAGGGUCAUGUUUCAGCCGGCCAAGCUCACAGUGGCUGGAGUGUUCAAGAAGCUGAAGGAGAUUGCUCUUAUGACUGGCCAUGCUUCCCAGGCAAAGAAGAUAGACCUAGUGAAGGGAAUGUACGUGGCAUGCCGUUUCUGUGAGGCCAAGUACCUGGUGCGCUCCCUCGGUGGAAAGCUGAGGAUCGGAUUGGCGGAGCAGUCUGUCCUGAUGGCUAUUGCCCAGGCCUGCUACCUCACACCCCCCGGCCAGGAGUACCCGCCUGAGGUAGUGGAUGCAGGAGCCGGCCGGAACCCUGACAAAUUGAAGGCGGAAAUUGAUGAAUAUGCUCUCAUCCUCAAGACUACUUACUGCGAGUUUCCUUCCUACGAUGAGAUUAUACCAGUGCUGCUGAAGGAGGGGCUGAAGAAGCUGCCGGAACACUGCAAGCUGACCCCUGGCGUGCCCCUUAAGCCCAUGUUAGCCCACCCCACCACUGGCGUCUCAGAGGUGCUCAAACGCUUCGAUAAUGCCAAGUUUACAUGCGAAUUUAAGUACGAUGGGGAGCGAGCACAGAUCCACAUGAAGGAGGACGGAACCAUCAACAUCUACAGCCGCAACCAGGAAGAUAACACCUCAAAGUACCCCGACAUCAUCUCCCGCUUCAAGAACUCUCUGGGCGAAGGUGUCAAGUCCUGCGUGGUGGACUCAGAGGCAGUGGCGUGGGACAGGAAUAAGAACCGCAUCCUCCCCUUCCAAAUUCUCAGUACGCGGAAGAAGAAGGACGCCAGAGAGAGCCAGAUCACGGUGCAGGUGUGUGUGUUCCCCUUCGACUUGCUGUACCUCAAUGGGGAGCCGCUGGUGCGCGAGCCGUUUGAGAAGAGACGGGCGUUGCUGCGGGAGAAUUUCAAUGAGGUGGAGGGCGAGUUUGUCUUUGCCACGAGCAUGGACGCCACCAACACCGAGGACAUUGAGGAGUUCCUGGAGGAGUCAAUUAAGGGUAACUGUGAGGGUUUGAUGGUGAAGACGCUGGAUGUCGAUGCCACGUAUGAGAUUGCCAAGCGCUCCCACAACUGGCUCAAGCUGAAGAAGGAUUACCUGGAUGGGGUGGGUGACACAAUUGAUGCAGUGGUGAUAGGAGGAUACCUGGGCAAAGGCAAGAGGGCUGGGCUGUAUGGUGGCUUCCUGCUGGCUUGCUACGAUGUGGAGAAUGAAGAAUACCAGUCCCUCUGUAAGAUUGGGACAGGUUUCUCUGAUGAGGACUUGGCAAAGCACACUGAGUUCUUUAAGCAACAUAUCAUUGAGAACCCCAAAUCCUACUACAGGUAUGACAAUGCAGUGGCGCCUGAUCACUGGUUUGACGCAGUGCAGGUGUGGGAGGUGAAAUGUGCUGACCUCUCCAUUUCUCCCGUGCACAAAGCUGGCCAGGGCAUUGUGGACCCAGAGAAGGGCAUCUCCCUCAGGUUCCCACGGUUCCUCCACAUCAGGGACGACAAGAACCCUGAGGAUGCCACGUCUGCCAACCAGAUUGCUGAGCUGUACAGGAAUCAGGAACAGAUCAAGACAAGCAAGACCAAGAGUGCUGGUGAUGAUGAUGACUUCUACUAGUGCUGAUGAUGAUGACUUCUAGUACUGGUGAUGAUGAUGACUUGUACUAGUGCCUGACUCACCACCUCUCGAGUCACCGUCCAGACUUGUGUGGUGGUGUGCGAGUUGCUGUGGGAUUCAUGCCUCUCCUUUCUCAUUUAAGUCACCAGUUAGGAGUUGUUUUGGUGUUCUGAGUCGCCAUUUGGACUUCUGUCACUCGUUCUCCAUUGUGUUAGUUGUCUUUGAUACUUGCGGUGGUCUGUUUGUCGCCGAAAAGACUUGUAUCUUCUAUUUUUGGUCACAACUUACCUCUGGUGCUUAAAUCUGGAUACAAGUCACCAAAAAGACUUAUUUCUCUUAUUUUCCAUCAUGUAAAUCACCAGUGGAAUUUAUAAGUUGGCAUGCAAGUUGCCAAAAAAACUUGUAUCUUCUAUUUUUGGUUGCAUCUUGUCUCUGGAACUUAAACUGGCACACAGGUCACCAAAAAAGACUCAUUUCUCUCAUUCUCCAUCAUGUGAAUCACCAAUGGAAUUUUUAAGUUGGCAUGCAAAUCACCAUCCCAUUCCUUAUCACCAAAGUCACCGUUGGAACUUUAAUUGUCACCAUGAGCACUGGCUUCUUUCAUUCCCAUUAUGUGAGUCACCACUGAGACUUGAAUUGGCAUAGAAGUCACCAAAUGGACUCAUAACUCAUUCCCCCUUCACUUGAGUCACCUCUCUGGUAUUUGCUUUUACUGAACAAACUUAAUAUCAAAGCUUUUUAAAGAAUCCAAACUUAUUCAAAAUGUUUCACUGCUUGUACAAAGGGAAUCCAACCCCAUUUAAAGAUAUCAAUGCAUAUUUUAAUGAUAUUAUGGUAUUUGUAAAAGGUAGUUAGUAGGUUUUAUAAAGUAUCAGUGGCUAUAUAAACAGUAUCCAGGCUUGUUUAAAAGGUAUUGAUGCCCAUGCAAUAAAUACACAGAUGUUUUGUAGAGUAUCCAGAUUUUUUUAAUGGUAUUUGUACACACUUAAAGUAUUUCCAGAUCUUUUUAAAGUUAAUUGUACUUAUCUAAAGGAUUUCUAUGCCUUUAAAGGAUGUUCAAGUCCUUUUAAGGUUCAUUGUAUCCUUGUAACAGCUUUAUGUGCCUAUCAAGGGUGUUCAGGAUUAUUUCAAAGAUAAUGAAGGCAAUUUAUAGUUUUUUAUAAGGUAUUUAGGCAGUAUAAAAGAUUCCUACCUGUUUAAAGGGUGUUCAGCCUUAUAUGAAAGGUAUCCAGUCCUUUUUUAUAGUUUUGUAUAGGGUAUUCAGGUGGUUUAAAGAAUAACAGCAGCUAUGUAAAGGCUGUUCAAACCUUCAUAAAGGGUGUUUGGGCAUAAAUAAAAGAUAUGCAGGUUUUUUUUAUAGCUUUAUAUAGGAUAUUAGCAGUUUCCAGGAUAACAAUACCUAUUUAAAGAAAUUCUAAGCCUCUAGGUAUUUUGGCCUAUAUGAAAGACACCCAGUUGUUUUUGUAGGGUUCAGGCUUAUAUAAAAGGUAUCCAAUCCUUUAAUAGUUGUGUAUAAGGCAUUGAGGGAGUUUAAAGAGUAACAAUGCUCAUUUAAGAAUGUUCCGAGCCUCAGUAGGUAUCAAGACGCCCAGUUAUUUUUUUAGGUUAUCCAGAUUUGUUUCAUUCAAUAAUUUUUUUUAAUGUAAGAAGGAAAAAACUGGCCAAGGGGAACAGUAAGAAGUAAGAAAAGGCCCACUUAGAUGCCAGUUCCCGUGCAGGUUCGUGAGAGUGCAGUAGAAUCAGCUGUGGCAUAAUUUCUCAUUUUUUUUUUUUUAUGUAAGAGGGGAAAACUGGCCAAAGGGAACAAAGAGUUAAAAAAAAAAAAGCCCACUGAUGCCAGUCCCCUUGCAGGUCCAAGACAUCUAGCCAUAAGAAAGAACAGGGAUAGAUAUAAAUGUCUUGGAAAUCUCCCUCUAUAUGUGUGGCCAUCCAGAGAGGAAGUGACUAAAUGGCAUAGAAAGAGAAAAAGAAAGGGCCCACUUAGAUGCCAUUUCCCAUGCAGAUCUGAGAGAGGUAGCCAAAAAAGAACAGAGAUAAAUGUAAAUCUUGAAAUGUACCUCUGUAUGUAUGGCUGACCAGAGAGGGAGUGACUGUAUAGUGUAUGUACGUGUGUCUGUGGUUGUUAUAUAUAGUAAUUAAACGUUAUUUUUACCAUAAUGUA